Gopherus flavomarginatus (Mexican gopher tortoise) is the source of this 7845-nucleotide messenger RNA. It is a transcript of the gene PARD3B, whose product is annotated as par-3 family cell polarity regulator beta. Gene Ontology annotation, molecular function: phosphatidylinositol binding; protein binding. NCBI's taxonomy places the organism in Eukaryota, Metazoa, Chordata, Testudines, Testudinidae. Gene Ontology annotation, cellular component: apical plasma membrane; cell cortex; adherens junction. The transcript has 24 exons. The coding region runs from base 65 to 3748 and encodes 1227 amino acids. Gene Ontology annotation, biological process: cell adhesion; establishment of cell polarity; establishment or maintenance of epithelial cell apical/basal polarity. The record is from RefSeq and is a predicted model, not a curated record.
CUCUGCUCCUAGGCCUGCUCAUUGUCACCCUUGGUUUAUUGACUGGUUGGGGUGAUUGGCUGAGAUGAAGGUGACUGUCUCUUUUGGGAAGACGGGGAUUGUGGUUCCCUGUAAGGAUGGGCGGCUCAGUGUCAGAGACUUAACCCAGCAGGCUCUUCAGAGAUACCUCAAAACCAAAGAAAAGGACCCUGCUUACUGGGUGAACAUUCACCACCUCGAGUAUACAGAUGGGGGGAUCCUGGACCCAGAUGAUGUGCUGGCAGACGUUGUGGAGGACAAAGAUAAGCUGAUUGCCGUGUAUGAUGAACAAGAAUUGCACAAUAAGCUUGACAGCACCAGUGUCAGUUUGACAGACAGACCCAGCCCAGAUCCUUUUGAGAUGGAGGUGGCUGCCCAGCUGGCUACCUUUCAGCCAGUUGGUGGUGAGAUUGAGGUGACUCCUUCUGCACUGAAAUUGGGCACACCGCUGCUAGUGAGGAGGAGCAGUGACCCAGCGCUGGGCCCACCUGCUGGCUUCCUCCCAGGUGCUUCACACCCCACUGACAAUAGUCUGAAAUCCGUUGUGGCUGGCGCAUCUUUUGAAGAUGGAGAAAUGGAUCUCACUGGGCACACUGAACAGCUGAUAUCUCAGAAGGCCAAGUUCACUUUCAGUGAUAUGACAAGAACAGUAGAGAUUUCUGGGGAAGGUGGCCCUCUGGGGAUACAUGUAGUACCCUUCUUUUCAUCUCUGAGUGGAAGGAUUCUAGGACUCUUUAUCCGUGGCAUUGAGGAGAACAGCAGGUCCAGGCGUGAUGGUCUUUUCCAUGAAAAUGAAUGUAUUGUGAAAAUUAACAAUGUGGACCUCGUAGAUAAAACCUUUGCACAGGCUCAGGAUAUCUUCCGUCAGGCAAUGAAAUCUCCAAAUGUCUUCUUGGAAGUGGUUCCUCCAUAUAAUCGUGAACAAUAUGAAAAGUCUGUCAUUGCUCCCCUUUGUUUGCUCACAAAUGAUGAAGGAGUUCCAAAAACAAAGGUUCCACCUCCUGUUCUUACGAAACCAACUGUGAAAACACUAGACCUCUCUGGAAUGAACAGCCUGGAGACAGAUCUGCAGGCAACACUACAACACACUAAGAGCCCCAAUCUCCCAAGGUUGGGUAAGAAACCAUCUUCGCCAUCACUGUCUCCUCUGAUGGGCUUCGGCAACAAGAAAAAUGCAAAGAGAAUAAAGAUAGACCUUAAGAAAGGUCCUGAAGGACUUGGUUUCACUGUGGUUACCAGAGACUCUUCAAUCCAUGGCCCUGGUCCUAUUUUUGUGAAGAAUAUUUUGCCAAAAGGGGCAGCAGUCAAAGAUGGUCGUUUGCAGUCAGGAGACCGAAUACUGGAGGUGAAUGGCAGAGAUGUCACUGGCAGGACCCAAGAAGAACUAGUGGCUAUGUUGAGAAGCACUAAGCAAGGGGAGACUGUCUCUCUGAUCGUGGCUCGGCAGGAGGAAGCCUUUCUGCCUCGAGAGCUGAAAGGAGAGCCCAACUGCAGUAUUCUUUCACUGGAGACCACAGAACAGCUGACCUUUGAGAUACCCCUGAAUGAUUCAGGUUCUGCUGGACUUGGUGUCAGCUUGAAAGGCAACAAAUCUCGGGAGACUGGGGCUGACCUUGGGAUUUUCAUCAAAUCUAUUAUCCAUGGAGGUGCAGCUUUUAAGGAUGGUCGCCUGCGAAUAAAUGACCAGCUGAUUGCAGUGAAUGGAGAGUCUCUUCUGGGGAAAUCCAACCAUGAAGCCAUGGAGACACUGAGGCGUUCCAUGUCUAUGGAAGGGAACAUUCGCGGGAUGAUUCAGUUGGUGGUUCUCAGGAGACUGGAUAGACAAAUGCAGGAACGCUCAGAUCAUGGGUUUUUUCCAAAAGCAGCACUUGAGGGCAGUCAGACCUUUACCACUAUCUCCAGGCGCAAUGAUGCUGUCCUGCAGCAAUUUGUAACUUACAGUCCUCAGGAAAGACUAAAAGUUUCAGAGCUGACUAUGUCCGAUCAUGGUAGCGCUGAGAAUGAAGUUCCACCUCCCCUGCCGCCACACCCAAGUGAGGAGCUACUUUCUGAAGAUUAUAAUCAUAGCUCUGUAGUGGAUUCAGCAGCAUAUUUAACAGAUCAGAACAUCAACUUCAGAUCUUUGACACCAGCCAAGCAGCCUGAAUCAAUUAAUCUGAGAACCUCCAAAAGCAUGGAUCUUGUGGCAGAUGAAAGCCAGGUUAGUUCAUUGGCUGGACAGAAACAAGUUGGGUGUGGUCCUGCCUGUGUGUGUGUUGGAAGAGGCUUAAUAGCCUGGCUCGACAAGACAGAAUCUCCUGGCAAAGAUUUUGGUCCCACUCUGGGCUUAAAAAAGUCCAGCUCCCUGGAGAGCUUGCAGACAGCUGUGGCUGAAGUCAGGAAGAAUGAGCUUCCUUUCCACAGACCCAGGCCUCACAUGGUCCGUGGUCGGGGCUGUAACGAGAGCUUCAGAGCUGCCAUUGACAAAUCUUAUGAUGGACCUGAAGAUGCAGAAGAGGAUGGUCUAUCUGAUAAGAGCUCUCUCUCUGCUCAGGAAACUCAGAACUUUGAAUCAAUCCCGCAAGGGAAUCCUGAACUAGAAGAUGUAGAAACCAAGGCAAAGAAAGACAAAAAAAAUAAAGAGAAGGAGAAGAAAAAAGGAAAGAGCAAAGCUAAGGUCAAAGAGAAGAAAAGGAGGGAAGAAAAUGAAGAUCCAGAGAAGAAAACGAAAAAGAAGGGUUUUGGUGCCAUGUUGAGAUUUGGAAAGAAGAAAGAAGAGAAAGGUGGGAAAGCUGACCAGAAGGAAAAUCCAAAACAUGGCACACUGAGAGAAGAAGAACUAGAAAAGAUGAAAGAUGAGCGUGAAAGGAUUGGUGCAAAACAUCAGGAGUUACGGCAAAAGCAGGCAAGAGGGCUUGCUGAUUACUCCAUGAGCCCUGUAAGUCCACCACCUGAUGAUGAUGAUGAUGAUGAGAUGGACCCAAAUUAUGCCAGAGUGAAUCACUUCAGAGAGGCUUAUCCAGCAGCAAAUGUCUACAGGCCAUCGUCUCCCCCUGUAGCAGAAACCUUUGGAUACCCACGGGAUAUCCCUUCAGUAUCAGGAGAGAGGGAGCAUUUGGAAGGACUGUAUGCAAAGAUAAACAAGCAGCACCAUCCACAGCAUUCUGCUGACAGUGGCUGUCCAGCUGGUGGGAAUGCAGACCGUAUCCAGAAGCUACGGAAGGAAUACCAUCAGGCCAGGCGAGACGGUUUACCUUUCUACGAGGAUGAUGAGAUGAGAACAUGGUCAUCUGAUUAUGAUCAGCAAUGGGUGUCUGGAAAAGGUCCAGAUGGGAGUUCACACAAUCUCCACUUUGAAGGGAUGGAAAGGCAAUAUGCAUCCUUACCCAGGUGUGGCCCAGCAGAACCAAUGGAGUAUUUAACAGGGCCCCGAGUGAUAUACAAAGAGCGAGAUCUUCCAUACUACCAAGGAGGGCAGCCUGCUGUCCACCCCUCUAAAGGAAACUACUCUCGUGCACAAGACAUGAGGGCAGCAGAAUUGCGGUAUCCCCAGUAUUACCCAAGCCAGCAACUAACCACCCAGCACAAGGGACCCCUCCGCCAGGAUGUCCCACCUUCACCUCCCCAACCGCACAGAGUGCCAGCUUAUAAUGAAAUGGGCCGAACAGGGCAGCGUGGGAGCAGCCCGGAUCAAUACCAAUAUAGACAUCAGGAUUCCAGGCAGAAGAAUCCCAUGACUGCAGCUGUAUAGCCUGAAACUGGACUUUGUCAACAUGGGCUGGGAUGGAGGAUUCCUUGCAUUCCCUUUUUUACAGUUGGUCCUAGCAAGCUUAACUGCAUGUAGGAAUGGCACCUUAACUGGAAUCAUUCUUACUGAACCUGCCUCAGGAUAGGUUCGUUUUCAUAGGAAUCUUGGGCCAUAUCAGAUUAAGAGACUGUGUCUUUUAGGUACGUGCAUUACCAGACAUUCAGAUGUUUUUAACACCAGUUAAAAAUAGAAAGUGAUGGCUGAAAAGUAAGUGCACCUGUUAGUACAGCUCAGGGCUAUUUACCACAUCUGGCUACACACACAUACAGACACACAGUGCACCCUCUGUAAAAGACCAGUGGUGGUAUCGCCAGAGUCCAUUUUGGAUCUACACCACAGAAGUAUUAUAUCACAGAAGCCUUCUGGUGACCUUACCCUGUGUUCAGUGCAGUGCUGCUCUUCUCGGGAUCAGAGAGUCUUGUGUAAUCUAGUGCCGUGUGCAGUGGUGACUUUACCAAUGACUUCCGUGCUGUUCCACUCCCACUCGAAUCAGCAGUUUUAUAUUUUGAGAAUGCCGUAAUCAUUGGUUUUUAAUCUUAGCUGUAUCUUCCUCUUUCUGCUUGUUUGCUGGAACAUGCAUCUGGGAGCCCUCAUUUUUGGUAAUUCUGCAUCAAGUUUACCCACUUUUCAUAUUGCAAAUAACACAAUUGGACUAAAAUGAACUGAACUUGGGCAGUUUGGAGAGUAUUCACAGAACUAUCCUACAGGAUCAUUAGGGGAUGAGGCAACCAUCUGAAAAAUGUCUGUCUGUUCCCAUGUGUACGUAUAUUAUGCAGUGCACAGCUCUUAAAUGGAAGGCCUAGGGCCCAGGUGCUCAGCAGCUGUCAAUGAGUGUAGCUUCCUUGACUUCAGUGGAGCUAAUCCUAUUUAUACCUGCUGAGGAUCUGGCCCGAAGUGUGAAGUACAGUAGGUGCUAUUAAAUUGUUACUCCAUCAAGUAUUCAGAUGGAUCGGGGAGGGCAGAGCCUGUACUUGCCCCUACUCUAGUCAGGUUUGCAUAAAGGUGUCUGCUGGCAUAUCAGUUAAUGAAUUCUGAGCCUGCAGUUGUAAGCUUCUCUGCUAUUCUGCUGUCAGUGUGCAUGGCUCCUGCCGCUCGAAUUGUCACCUGUUAAUGCAGGGCCCACUGCUGAUCACUGCAAGGACGCUCAGGCUCUGGCAGUGCCAGUAUUGUGCAAAAGGCCAAGCAAUGCCAAUUCGCCUGGCAGUGCUCUGCACAGCAACUGGGAAAAAGGGGGCAAGGGGGCGGCUUUAGGCUUUUAAAAGCAACAGGAUGGAGAAGAGGAUGAGGAUAACAGAGGAGAGAUUGCUUUAGAAACGUUGGGGGCAAAGAGAAAAGGAAUGAGGAGAAUGGUUUAAACAAUUAAGGUUUUUUAAAACAAUUAGGUGAGGAGAGGAGAGACGCUGAGGUUCAUGGAGAAAGAGAAGACAAGGGGAGGGACAAGUGGAGCGGGAGCGGGAGAAGGUAGAAGAAGGACCUAGCUUCUUUCCCCCAACUCUCUGCAGACAUGCUCAGGGCGGCUCUGGCCUUAAGGAGGUAAAAGAUGCUCUGAGGCAGUUUGAAAUAUGCCUCCCAGCCAUGCAACUUCCCAACUCCACAGACAUUUGCUGUACAGUCUAACUGGGCUUCAGAUGCUUGAAUGCUUCACUCAAUGAUUUGUCAUGCUAAGCAUUGCUUAGGGAACCAGAGAGCCUGUAACUAGGAACACAUUUGAAGUAGCUUCUGAGUGUCCAUCAUUCUUCAGGCUCUGCCUUUGGAAGCAACAGAAGCUCGUUUGGGCCCUUCCCCCUCUGAGAGAGAGGUCUGGGACCUGGCCUGGCUGACGCCCUUUGGUACGCAGCAAAUGCAUCAGGAUUCAUUGCACAGCUCGCCUCCCAGUUAUAGAUCACACAAAGGGUCCCUUCAUCUGUUGCGUAUCCCUUUAUCAGGACUGGUAAGGAUUCAUUCGCUCUCUAGAGACUGGUGCAUGGUGUAUCUGAGUCUCACACAGGUUUGCACAGCUGCAUUCCAAGGGGCUCUUCCAACCAUUAGAUGCAUUCCCAUUCCACUGUAAACACUGUGUAGGGGACAUGCCACACACAGCCUUGUACUUCUUUGAACGAGCUUUCUGUACUGGGUGGUAGACUCGGUUAAUAAAGAUUUGGCAGCCACAGGGUAGCUGCUAGUGACAUGAACGUCCACCUAAAGCAAAGUGAGAACAAAUUCAAAUACUUUCCUUUCAUCUUUUGAAAUACAGCCCCAGAUGCAUUUGAUCCAGCUGUAAAGGAACAAAUAUGUUUGUGACAGUGGCUUGAUCAAGCCAGACCACAAUUAAGAACAGCUCUGAAUAUAAGCUACUGCCUUAUCAUUCAUUACCUACUAACCCUUCAAAUGCUCCGCAGCACAGCUUACAGAACUCAUUUACAGUAUUUCAUGAGCCAGGGCCAAAUAAAAACAGGAUGGAAACAGCUUCUGGGUUAUUUAUGGCCUUUGAAGGGCUUGCUCAAUUGUCUCUCUGUAACCUGAAACCUCCUGUGAAGGCUCACAUUGACUGCAAUGGCACCACUUGGUUAGGAGAGACAGAUCAAACGAGCACCUUCCAAGUUGUUAAUCUUACUCAACAUGUUACACAGAAGAGACUUAACAAAAAAUAGUAGAUACUCGUAUAAUAUAUGGACACAUCAUACACUGCUGGAAGCUAUGAAGGAGAAAACUUCUGACCUUGCUGGGGGACAGGAGCAAAAGGCAUUACAGACCAUCUCAUUAAUCUAUGGUGCUGGUCUAGGAGAAAAUUGCAAUUUGCUGGUUUAAUAUCUUGUAGAGGUACUGUAUUUGCAAAGCAUGAUAUAUAACUACUGUAUGUAUAGUCUGCUUCUGUGCAAUGUAAAAUGUAUGAUUUUAGCACCAUAUUGUGGCAAAUAUGUACCGGGCAAAUUUCACGAGGUGCUACAACUGACAGUUGAAAAUACACCACUUGCAAAAUCCAAAAGAGCCGUUCAGUAACAGGUUGCUCUUUUUCCCCAUAUGUCCAUAUGUUUUGGAGUGUUACGUGUCUGAAAUGCUCUUGACACAUAGUUGCCUCACAUUCCUUCAUCAAAAAUGUGCCAAUCCAGCAAAAACCUUCCUGCCGUGAUCUGGGUUUGCAAGGAGAGCCCAGGUUACUGCAGGAGGCAGAAUGCUGUACAUUUGCACGGUGGCAUGAAUCAGGAUUAAACAAGAGCAACCUGCUUGCAUGCCAGGAAGGCUGCUGUGACUCCCAAGCUGCUGUGCUGGCUGAGUUGCCGCAUCGGUUUCUGAUUCUGGUAAAGAGGCAGUUGGGUGGUGAAGGAUUUAGAGACACAAAUAGAAACUGGUGACUUGCUGAGUGACCGAGCACUCGUGAUCCACUGACAUUGGCCCGUGAGGAACCAUUACCACUGUGAUAACUGCUAUUAUAAGCACUCUUGCAAAGAUGUCUUUGUGAAAAAUGGAGGGCACUCAAGAAUGAAAACAACCCCUAUCCCUAAAUAACGCCUGCAGCCCUGAACACCAGGUCACACAAACGUCCUAAACUAGAAAUAGCUUCACAUGCUGCCUAAUUUUUGUACAGAGUGAAAGUGCUACCUCCUCCUCAUCAUCAUCAUCAUAAGCAUCCUCAAAGAUUUGCUUUUCAGACAAAGACAGUUCUGAGUCAGUCCCAUUACUCUUCUGGGGCCUGAUCCUGAGGCUUUCCACUGAACUGAAGUUGCUUAUCUCCUAUCCUGCAGUCGUGAUUGCAGUUGUUUGCAAGAGUAUUCUAACUUUACGUGCACAGUCUGGAGAGUGCCCUUUGCUAGCAACAUAUAAUAAACCAGGACGUGUUGUUUAUAAGUCACUUUUCUAUUAUUUCUUCGCUUUUUUAUGAUACUUGACUAUGGUUGUGUGUGUUGAAUAAUAAAUACAGUGAAAUCAUUGGGAGGAGAGAUUCAACACCAAAUUUGAGAAAAAAAUUUGGUACCAUAAAUGAUUUUGCAUUUUUUUGUUAUAUAUGACUAUAUAAAUUUUAUCUGUUUUUAUUUUGCAUUAAAAUAAAGGCUUUAAGAUUA